This is a messenger RNA of Amblyraja radiata (thorny skate), 1096 nucleotides long. Its product is annotated as MICOS complex subunit MIC27. Gene Ontology annotation, cellular component: MICOS complex. The record is from RefSeq and is a predicted model, not a curated record. The transcript is spliced from 9 exons. Bases 4 to 927 code for a protein of 307 amino acids. NCBI's taxonomy places the organism in Eukaryota, Metazoa, Chordata, Chondrichthyes, Rajiformes, Rajidae. Gene Ontology annotation, biological process: cristae formation.
GCCAUGGAUGGUGUCCAAGCUGUGCGCGCCCCCGCGUCUCUCUCAGCGCGCCCCCGCUGGCGAGCCCGAGCCGCCAGUGCGCAUGCCCGGUGCUGUCGAGGCCGGGAGCCGGUCGCCAUGGCGUCUCAGGUUAUCAAACUGUCAGCUCUUCCAACUGGCCUCGGGCUUGUCACAUUCAGAGUGUACGCUUCCAAUAAAAAUCAACAAGGCAGGCAUCUCGUCAAACCUGAGCAGCUUUCAGUUUAUAAUGAACCUUCAGCAAACUGCAAGUUUGUAGUGGAGCAGCCAGGCCGUUUGCUUGAGGGGAUCUCUGCUCUGAGACAGACUGUUCAACCGUAUGCUGCUCGGUGUAAGGGUGCGUAUAAUGCUGUUAAAGGUGGCGCAGAAAACUCUGUUGCAAUUGGAAAAGGUGCGUACAUCUUCCUCAAGAAUCCACCCGAAGGCUUCUUUCCAAGAAUGGGUGUGAUAACAGUAUCUGGAUUGGCAGGACUAGUUCUAUCGUCAAAAGCUUCCCGGGUUCAGAAAAUGGCAUAUCCUGUGGGACUCGCAGCUGUGGGAAUGGCCAUUUGCUACCCUCAGCAAGCUAUUGCUGUUGCAAAGUUUUCUGGGCAGAAGAUGUUUGCCAUAAGCCAGGGGAGUUAUGAGGCAAUCCGAUCCCUCUGGAAAGAGAGUCCACAGAAGAAGGAAAGACUAACAACGACUAAAGACCUGCAGAUCACUAAAGGACAGGAGCCCCAGCCAAACCAAGAGAGAUUUAAUAGGAUAGAAGGCGGCAUCUCUCCAUUGCCACAGAAUCAGCAGCCAACAAUAUCGGAUAUUGUGUUUGUGGCAGCAGAAGAAAAACGAAUGAUUCCAGUCGACUCUAGCUUGCUAGAUCAUGGUCAGUCAAGUCCUGAAGAUACAGACUUGUACACCACUCGAAGUUAAGAGACCAGAUGUCUGCAGAUAUUUACAAUGUCCGAUGUCUGAAUUUGUUAGUCGUGCGUAAGUUCAUAAAUUCAGUACCUCGAAUGAUACCAUUUAUACCAGUGCAUGAAGUUACUUUAUUGUACACUGCCUAUUUAUAUGUAUCUCAGAUUAAAAAAAGUGUUCAUAA